Neltuma alba is the source of this 981-nucleotide messenger RNA. Its product is annotated as nicotinamidase 1. The record is from RefSeq and is a predicted model, not a curated record. The coding region runs from base 117 to 851 and encodes 244 amino acids. The transcript has 6 exons. Gene Ontology annotation, molecular function: nicotinamidase activity. Lineage: Eukaryota; Viridiplantae; Streptophyta; Magnoliopsida; Fabales; Fabaceae. Gene Ontology annotation, biological process: pyridine nucleotide salvage.
GAAGCCAACCAUUAUGCUAUUGUUAUUGUUAUGAAACUUCUCUAUAUGUAUACACACAGGGAGAGACCUCUUUGAGUACACAAUAAAGUUGGGAGAGAAGAAGAAAUUAGUUAAAGAUGGUUUCACAGGUAGUUGAGCUGUUGAAGAAUGAGAUCCCUCUGGAUCAGGAGGCCUUCGUUUUGCCUCAGGAUUCUGUGAAUGGCCUUGUUCUUGUGGACAUCAUCAAUGGCUUCUGCACGGUUGGUGCUGGAAAUCUGGCUCCAACAGAACCCAAUAUGCAGAUUUCAGGGAUGAUUGAGGAAUCAGCAAGGCUGGCCAGAUUGUUCUGUGAGAAGAAACUGCCAAUUAUGGCGUUUCUGGAUUCUCACCACCCAAACAAGCCAGAAGAUCCUUACCCUCCUCACUGUCUUAUUGGGUCUGAUGAAUCAAAUCUGGUUCCAGAAUUAAGAUGGCUGGAAGGUGAACCAAACGUGACAAUCAGGCGUAAAGACUGUUUUGAUGGAUAUAUGGGCUCAAUGGAAGAAGAUGGCUCUAAUGCUUUUGCAGACUGGGUGAAGAACAACAACAUCAAAACUUUGGUGGUUGUGGGAGUGUGCACAGAUAUAUGUGUUCUGGACUUUGUGUGUUCCACAAUGUCAGCUAAGAAUAGGGGAUUUCUGAAGCCAUUGGAGAAAGUAGUGGUAUACUCAAAUGGGUGUGCCACCUUUAAUUUUCCUCUUGAUGUUGCCAGAAACAUGAAAGGAGCUUUAGCUCAUCCUCAGGAGUUUAUGCAUCAUGUAGGUCUAUAUAUGGCAAAAGAAAGAGGAGCCAAAAUAGCCAACCAAGUGUCUUUUGGUGAGGGGAAGCCAUGAGGCAAUUGAACAAACAUAUGUACUUUCUAUUGCCCUUUAUUUGAAGUGUGAUGAAUUAGGAUGUGUAUAAAGAUGUUGUAAUAAAAUAAAAAUGAUCAUUAGAAAAAAAUCUUGAGUUUUAAUUAUAUUA